AUGACUGUUAUUUUACAUCUUUUUGCUUAUGAAGCAUGUGGGAAUAUUCAAAAACAUCGAAAGCCAGGACCUGAUGAAAUAGAACGAGUAAUAAAUGCUACUCAUUCCAUUUUCUGGAAAUGUACUAUGUUACGAUGCCCAAUUGGACAUGGAGCAACUGUGCCUUGUGCUUCUAGUGUCUCAAUUAGCACACCAAUAAAAUGUAUCCCCUGUAUUGGUGGCGUAAAUUUCUCACACAGUCAUGAUCACACCACCUGCAAAAGUUGCCGAAACUGUGACAAACAUGAGAAAAAGUCUGGAGAGUGUACCCCUGAAUCAGAUACCACAAAGUGUCUAGGAACGUGUCACAAGGGCUUCUAUAUGGAUAAGAUAUCUGGUGGAUGUCAUCCAUGCAGUGACUGCUGCGGGCAAGAUAAAAAACAUCAUGAAGAACAGUGUGAAAAUUCUAAUCUUCCAUGGAGCAUGCAGUGUAGAGAAAACAAUUUUGAGUGCCCUGAACAAGACACCAAGGACACCACAGGCAAGAGUCAACACAAAGGGGGUCUUGAGUCCUCAACAAUUGUGGGUAUCGUACUUGGUCCAGUUUGCUUUGUGUUGGUUGUUGGUGUGAUCUUCUUCAUAUAUCGCUUCAGAUCAGGCUCUAAUUGUUUGAGUUCCCCUACUUUGGAUAUGUCUUUUCAUAGCUCAGAAAACCACUUCCAAAAUUCUGAAUUUGACCCUGAGCUGGGCACAGGGAAGAGGGAAAUUCAUUUUGCAGAGACUACAGGGAGUACUCCUAAGAUAGGAAAGAAGCCAUUUUACCAACGGAUGCAAUCUGUUCCAGUUGAAACCCUGCAAGAGCCAGUUAAGAAAAUUCCUAGGUCACAUUCACACCCAGGAGCUCUUCCUAAACUCAUCCAGAAACCUAAAGAAGAAUCAGAUCUUGGGCAAAGCCCUUCUCAACCAUUCAGGAGUCCAAGGACCCACAAAUAUUUUAAACAAGGAUAUAAUCGUUUGCCAACUAGUGCACAGUAUGGACAUGAUGUGGAAGGCACCCCAAAGAUUUCUCUGCAAUUUAUUGAUGUUGGAGAGCAACAAUCAAGACUUGAUAAACAAUCCACAUCCACAUCCACCUCAACAACAGGGCUCUUUGACCAAACUGCCACUUUCCCCAAAAUUUCUGACAUUCCCCAAGACUUCCUGAAGUCUUUGCUCAGAAAAAAAGUUGCCACAAUACGUUACCAGUUUUACCACAAGAUUUGUCAGAAACUGGAUGUUUUGCAGAAUAUAAGUUGGAGUGAUUAUCGCCUGCUUGGGGAAAAAGUUGGUGUGGACAAAGAUGCCAUCUUGUGGCUAAAACAGAUGGGUAAUCAAACAGAGGAAAUCUUACGGCACUUUGACUCAAAGAGAGAAAACUGUGUGGAAAGAUUUAAAACCAUUCUUGAAGAAAUGGGACGAGAUGAUGUUAUUACAGUAAUCGAGAACUGGAUUCUGUUUGAGUGGCAAGAAUAUAUAAGGUCUCAGACCGUUAGGCCUCAGAUGUAUGUGUAACUUCUAUUUGGCUCUCAAGAGUGAUUUAGUAGAAAUAUAGAUAUUUUCUUCAAUGAUUGCAAAAACAUUUAAGAAACAAGCUUUCUACUCAUGGUUCCUGAAAUUUGAAAAAAGAGGUCUGGAUGAAUUUGUAGUAAAUCAAAAUAUUUUAGGAACACUUAAACCUUUUUGACCAAUUAUAAUAGAGAUCAGGACACACCACCCAAUUGAAAAAACACAAAACAAUGUUUUAUCUGUGGCUUAACAGUCCAUUUAUCUUAUAUCUGAUUGACUGUUUCUUCAGUAAACAUCCAUUUCUAGAAACCCUUUUCAUGUGUGAAGUCUCCAUUGAGGACUCAGAAUUUUUUUGCCUUUUUUGCAACUUAUAAUUGCAGAUUGAAGCUCCUAGCAAUAAAUUGGAAAAUGUGCAUACAUUUGUAAGUUUUAUGUUACUUGUGGCCUUAUAGGUUUAGGUUUGUUGAAGCUACAGAAAAGUUUUGGGAAUCAUUUCCAUAAUUCUGUGAUAUAUUGUAUUCAGAUUUCUGAGCAGCCAUCAUUUUUAUCAUGUGAUGUUUAUAACGCAAACUGCCAGUAGUUGGUAUCAGUUGAAUUUUUCUUUUGUCUCUAAUUGUUUUUUCACCUGUACAGGUCAACUAAAAAUUGUAGGAUGCAAUAAAGGUGGCAAAGAGGUAUUCUUAGCUUGCAUGAAAACCUGCUUGAUAUGUUAAUUUUUACAAUCAGCCUUUUAAAACAAUGUGUUAGUUUAAAACCAAUGUUACUUCUCAAAUCACUAUUGGAAAGUUAAUUUGUUCUUCACUUUGUUUUUACUGAAAGGCCAAAGAAUUUUUCUUUUUGCCAUUACGUCUCUACAAAAGGAGCAGUAAAUUCUUGCAAUUAACUGUAUAGUUUUAUGUAAUAUGAGAUAUUCUUCUCUUUAUGCACAGAUGUCUCACUUAACCCUUUAACUCCCAUGAGUGACCAAGACAUAAUUUCUCCUUCAAAUAUCUAUACUGUAUCAACCAGAUAAGUGAUGAGAAUAAAGAAAAAGAUCAAUUGGGGAUAAUAAGUUGAUCCAAUACUAAAUUCUCUGAACUUACAUUAUUAGAAUUGUAUGGUUGACAGUAAGGAGAAUUACAAAUUUGAUCUGGGAGUUAAAGGGUUAGAGUGUGAGUGAUUAAUCAAAAUUGGGUCAGCUUUUUUAUGUGCACUUAUCAUCAGAAAAGUAGUAAAAUGAUAAAAAGAUUUAAAAUUUCGAACUGUACAAAGUAGCUAGGCUUUCCAAGAAAUAUAGUAUUAAAACAUAUUGUAUUUAAAAUGAGGUGUGACUAUUUGCAGGUAAUAAUUUUUUCUUAUUUUUAUUUAAGAAGCACUUUUUGACUAAACAUUUUAUGUAGUAUGGAUAUUUAAGAGCUUUAACAAUUUUAAUUAUUUUUGUAGCUAAUAUAACUUUACAAGGAAAAUAACUUAUUGAGAAAAAAAUGAUGAUGCCAGAUAGAACAAUUUUCGUUUUUUGCGACGCAGGUAUACGUUUAAAAGAACCACCUUGGAGUUUUCAUAGUCAGAAAGUGCAAGGAGAUCUAGGAUUGUGCGUGGCGUUUUCUUUCUGUCUCCAUCUUUCAAACAUCUUCCCAUCAAAUUAAGCAAGAUUAUUUUUUUAAAAAAAGAUGUAAUAUCUGGCAUCAGCUGAGUUAUAUCCCUUGUGUUUGCCAAGUAAAUAAUUUCAUAUGUUCAGAUUCAAAAUCUUGGAACAUUAUUUGUACCUAUUUUUUCUUUUGAAAUUGUUCAAAACAUUUGCAAUUCAAAUUUAUGGUGUAACUGUAACAGUAAUUUACGUGCAGCUCAUUUGUACAGAAACGUAUGAUAAAGAUUAUAGGAACCA
Pocillopora verrucosa is the source of this 3388-nucleotide messenger RNA. NCBI's taxonomy places the organism in Eukaryota, Metazoa, Cnidaria, Anthozoa, Scleractinia, Pocilloporidae. The record is from RefSeq and is a predicted model, not a curated record.